UCUGAAGCAAUGGGUGACUGGAGCUUUCUGGGGAGACUAUUAGAGAAUGCGCAAGAACACUCUACGGUGAUUGGCAAAGUUUGGCUGACUGUUCUGUUCAUCUUCCGAAUUCUGGUGCUGGGUGCAGCUGCGGAAGAAGUCUGGGGAGAUGAACAGUCAGACUUUACGUGUAACACUCAACAGCCAGGUUGUGAAAAUGUCUGCUACGACAAGGCCUUUCCCAUUUCCCACAUUCGCUUCUGGGUCCUGCAGAUCAUAUUCGUCUCCACACCCACCCUCAUUUAUCUGGGCCAUGUGCUGCACAUCGUUCGCAUGGAAGAAAAAAAGAAGGAAAAAGAGGGAGAACAGCUUAAGAAAAACCACCUGCAGGGAGUGGGGGAACUUAGUGGUCCCAACGGCCAUAAAGAACCACUAACCAGAAAUGAGGGGACCAGGAUGGAAAAGAAAGAGAAGUCUCCCAUACGAGACGAUCGAGGCAAAGUCCGGAUAGCCGGUGCCCUACUACGCACCUACGUCUUUAACAUUAUCUUCAAGACUCUGUUUGAAGUGGGCUUCAUUGUGGGGCAGUAUUUCCUAUAUGGUUUUGAGCUAAAGCCACUCUACCGCUGUGACCGGUGGCCAUGCCCCAACACUGUGGACUGCUUUAUCUCCAGGCCCACAGAAAAGACCAUCUUCAUUAUUUUCAUGUUAGUGGUGGCUUGUGUGUCUCUCUUGCUCAACAUGCUGGAGAUCUAUCACCUGGGCUGGAAAAAGCUUAAACAGGGUAUGACCAACCAUUAUAACCCAGAUUCUCCCGAAGCCAAAAUCGUUCCCUCAAAAUGUAGCAGCCUCGGCCCACUUCUGCUUUCCUCCCACUCUGCCCCGCCUACCGUUGGAUUCCCCCCUUACUAUACUCAGUCUGCCUCUUCCCUAGGCCAGGCAACCACUGCAGGCUAUCCUGGGGCUCCUCCACAACCCACAGAAUUCAGAAUGGUCACUCUUCCCGAGGAGCACAGUAAGGCAGCCCCGGCUAAAUAUUAUGGGGGCAACCACCACCACAUCUUAAUGACUGAGCAGAACUGGGCCAACCAGGAGGCAGAACAACAGACUUUUGAAAGGAAGUCAUCCCCACCUGACACCGCCCCUGGCACGCCCACCACCCCCAGCAGUGUCCGGCAGCUUCUGCACGAGCGAGGAGACAGUGGGGGAGGAAGUAAAGUGCCCCUGCUGUUGAUUAAUGGGAGUAGCAGCAGUCUGGGGGCCGCUAAAUCAGAGGUAAACUCUGAGGGGGAGAAACAGCCAGGUACCACCACAGUUGAGAUGCACGCACCUCCCCUGCUUCUCAUUGAUACAAGACGGUUAAGUAAGGCUAGUAAGUCCAGCAGUGGUAGAGCCAGAUCGGAUGACUUAGCCGUCUAACAUUGUUCAC
Antechinus flavipes (yellow-footed antechinus) is the source of this 1408-nucleotide messenger RNA. RefSeq names its product gap junction protein alpha 3 (gene GJA3). Gene Ontology annotation, biological process: cell communication; visual perception. Bases 10 to 1398 code for a protein of 462 amino acids. NCBI's taxonomy places the organism in Eukaryota, Metazoa, Chordata, Mammalia, Dasyuromorphia, Dasyuridae. Gene Ontology annotation, cellular component: connexin complex; gap junction. Gene Ontology annotation, molecular function: gap junction channel activity. The record is from RefSeq and is a predicted model, not a curated record. The transcript has a single exon.